Zeugodacus cucurbitae (melon fly) is the source of this 944-nucleotide messenger RNA. RefSeq lists its product as uncharacterized. The coding region runs from base 1 to 873 and encodes 290 amino acids. The transcript has a single exon. Lineage: Eukaryota; Metazoa; Arthropoda; Insecta; Diptera; Tephritidae. The record is from RefSeq and is a predicted model, not a curated record.
AUGGAAGUCGUGUUUACUGUGUCAAACAAAGGAAGUAAUAAAAUAGUUUUGGAUGGUUUUGAUUACCAUUUUCGUUCCAAAAAUGAAAAGAAGAAGAAGUUCCGCUGGUCGUGUGCGCAAAGAAAAUCCCUAAUAUGUAAAAGUGUUGUUGUGACAAAAGAAAAUAGUGGCGAUCAUGUAAUACAACGCGCUCCUACUGCCCAUAAUCAUGAUCCAAAGACCCAUCAAGUAUCUGUGGCACAGGCGAACAACAAAGUAAAGGAUUUGAGUACAUCAUCUUCACUGGCGCCUUCCCAAAUUAUUAGGGAAGCAGUUGUAGAUUGCCAACCAGACCGCCGGGUGUACUUACCAUCGAAACGAGGCCAAAAAAUGAAAAUAAGCCGACUUCGAAAGGGUACAUAUACCAACGAACCAGGAAAUGUACAGGAAAUUAAUAUACCGGAGCAUUUGAAAUACCUGGAGGGAGAAUUAUUUGUGUUGAGUGAUUGGGAUUUCGAUGGUGAAAAGAACAUUAUUAUGGGCACAACGAGUUCCCUAAAGGAAUUGGAGAGGUCACACUGCUGGGUGAUGGAUGGGACGUUUUUUGUUGUACCGAAAGUUUUUCGCCAACUGUUCACCAUACAAGGGCUAAUUGAUGGUCAAUUUGUGCCUCUAGUUUUGUGCCUGAUGAGCAAAAAAUCCAAGCAGGCGUACACUGAAUUUUUUCAUCAAUUAUUUAAAUUGGGUUUAGCACAGAAUAUUAAUCUUCAUCCGCAAAGAAUUAUUACUGAUUUUGAACGAACCGUCUCGUCUGCGGCAAAAGAGUAUUUUCCUGAUGCCCGAUAUAAUGGGUGUCUAUUUCACUUUAGCCAGAUCAUUUGGAGACGAGUUUAGAAAGAAAGGCUUUCUCAAAAAUAUGGCAAUGAUGAAAGUUUCAGCAUAGCUGUUCGUAUGCUGAAAAGUUU